AUGAUUCAUGAAGCAGACGGUGCCAAGGGCAUUGGUGAUAGUGCCUUCUCUUCUGGCACUCGGUACAGCGUCGAAGUGGUGGAAGACUCCGACCCCGACAGGAGCGUGGGGAAAGGCAGUCCUGCAGGGGGGGUGAGGGCGGAGGUGAGGGUGACCAACGUGACCCCCCAGGACUCCGCCGUGAUCGCCUGCACCGCCACCAACGCCUACGGGAGCCACACCCACAACAUGGAGCUGAAGGUUCAAGACGUGCCCGAAGCCCCAAGAGACCUGCGCGUGACCCGGGAGGGCAGCAGGUCAGUCACCGUGACCUGGGCCGCCCCCCCUUCCCCCAACACCCCCAUAACGCAUUACGUAAUUCACCUGAAGACCCAGACAGUGUCCUGGGAGAGCAACAGCGUGAGGCAGCUCAGGACAGAAGGCAGCUCGACCUCGGCUGUUCUCGAGGACUUGCUCCCCGCUAAAGUAUUUCAGCGUGGCGAGUCCCCCUCCUCCGAGCCCCUAUCUCUCCGCACUGACGGCGAAGCCCCCAGCGCCGCGCCCGUGACUGUGCGGGCGGUGGGCGUGAGUUCCAGGGAGGUCCAGCUGACGUGGGCGGCGCCGGACCCCGACACGUGGAACGGCCAGCUCUUGGGCUACUACGUCGGCCACAAGCAAGACAGCCCCGUGGGCAGUGGGCGGUCCUUCAGCUUCGACACCGUGGGCGUGACGGGCGGGGGCGAGGAGUCCUGGACGGUGGGCAACCUGGAGAAGUUCACUCGCUAUGUCUUCGUCCUUCAGGCUUUCAACGCCAAGGGGCCGGGGCCGCUCUCCACCGAGGUGUUCGCCACCACGCUCGAGGACGGCCUCCCCGCCGGCGAGUCUCGCAUCGUCAACGGCCAGAGCGCCACCGUGGGCGACCUCGAGCGCUACUCCAACUACUCGGUGACGGUGGCGGCGGCGACGAGGGCGGGCGUGGGCGUGUCCUCGCCGCCCGUCGUUUGCGCCACGGAGGAGGACGUUCCCCAAGCGCCCAGGACGAUCAAGGUAGUCAUGAACGGUCCCAACAGCGUCAUCGUAGCGUGGGCGGCCCCUCAGCGCGCCCACGGAACGGUGACCAAGUACAUCCUCUACAGGAGAGCCCCGCCCGCAAGAGAUCCUAUCAGGAGGAUUCUCCCGCCUCAGACGCUAUGGCUCGAGGUCACGGAUCUGGCCAGCAACCAUCUCUACGAAUUCUGGGUGACCUCGGCCACCAGGGUAGGAGAAGGACCCGCCUCUCCUGUCGUAUCUGCCACGCCCUCUGCCACAGGUACUCGUAGAUCCUAUGAGGACGAGGAUGUAGGACUUUAA
Molecule: messenger RNA, 1329 nt
Organism: Penaeus vannamei (Pacific white shrimp)
Lineage: Eukaryota; Metazoa; Arthropoda; Malacostraca; Decapoda; Penaeidae
Source: RefSeq, a predicted model, not a curated record